GCCUAGGUAUCGUAUUCUUAGAAGGAAUCCCCACGCCGUUCUAAACUGAGGAUCCCCCUGUAAUCCCCGGGUCUUUUGAGGAGUUGUAUGUUUCGAUUUGCGAUGGGUAGCAUCGAACAAACUUAUAUACCGAAGUUACCAUACCCUUACUUUGCUUAAAUACUACAUAAGUUUGCUACGACGCUGGGAAAGAAUAUGCAUAUGCAUCCAAGACGUCGUUGGUUAAUAAGCCUUGGGUCUUAUAGACAUUCAAUAUGAGCAGCACAACUACCACCACCACCGGCAGCGGUAUAAGAAACUCGAUGCUGAAGCAUUGGAGGAAUAGCAGCAUAUCCCUUAGCCGCAGCGGAAGCAAGAGAGACAAAGAUAAUAAAGCUGCAAAAAGACAAUCAGUUCAUACCUCCGUCAGUGCCGUCCCAACCGCAGCCACCGCCACCGCCAAGUCUCCCGAGACCAAAGUGGAGACCCCAUCUAUUCAAGAUCGUCAAAAGCAAACCGACAACGCCGGCGAGAUGGCGAAGGCAGUCAUCAGUCUCCAUGUAACAGUGCACAUCGCACCGGAGAACGUGCAGCGAUUCUUGGCUGCGUUCAAGGGUAUCUUUGACCUUGUGGCGGCAGAGCCCGAAUGUUUAUUUUUCGAAGUAUAUACAUCGGCGGAAGAGCCGGGCAAAAUAAGUUGGGUUGAAAAUUGGUCCAAGGAUACACAAUGGCUCAUGGAGAAUCAAAUUACCAAGCCUUACUACAAGGAAUAUUUCGAAUUGACCGAGCCGAUGUUCCUCAAGCCCAGAGACGUCAAAUUCUUACAACCUGUUGGACCCGAGCUCUCGAUGUUUAAGGGGAUUCAAUCUGCGCGAUGAGGUCGGGUUAAUUGAUUGCGUUAAUAAUUUUCUAUCGAGCAGUAAUGUGCCAUAAUAUGAGGUUUACGUCUGAACGAUGGGUCAAGUGUAAUUACGGAAGGCGAAGGGGUUGGAGGGGCGUCAAGGAAUCACGAUAAUAGAUGCAAGGC
Molecule: messenger RNA, 1006 nt
Organism: Hypoxylon trugodes
Lineage: Eukaryota; Fungi; Ascomycota; Sordariomycetes; Xylariales; Hypoxylaceae
Exons: 3
Coding region: 255-857 (200 amino acids)
Molecular function (GO): catalytic activity
Source: RefSeq, a predicted model, not a curated record